Bolinopsis microptera is the source of this 462-nucleotide messenger RNA. Its product is annotated as sodium/potassium/calcium exchanger 2-like. Gene Ontology annotation, biological process: intracellular calcium ion homeostasis; calcium ion transmembrane transport. Gene Ontology annotation, molecular function: calcium channel activity; calcium, potassium:sodium antiporter activity. The coding region runs from base 1 to 462 and encodes 153 amino acids. The transcript has 2 exons. The record is from RefSeq and is a predicted model, not a curated record. NCBI's taxonomy places the organism in Eukaryota, Metazoa, Ctenophora, Tentaculata, Lobata, Bolinopsidae. Gene Ontology annotation, cellular component: plasma membrane.
AUGAAGGGUGUUCUGUUUGGAGCUUUGGUUGGACUGCUUUUGGUAACUGUGUGUGACUGUGAAGCCGCUGAAGCUACUGAAGCCGCUAAGGCUGAUGAAGCUGCUGAGGCCCCUGAAGCCGGUAAUUAUUGUAAAAAGAAGACUUCAGAUGGUAUCCCUACCGACGUAAAUGGAAGCUGCAAUUGCUUCUAUAAUGAAGUUGCCUUCUACCCAAAGGACCUAUUCACCGAAUGCCAAAUAGGGGAUGGUGCAGUUAUUUUUCAUGUCAUGGGUAUGCUCUACAUGUUUACAGCUCUGGCGUUGAUCUGUGAUGAGUUCUUUGUACCCGCCUUGGAAGUCAUCAUAGAGGUUACCGAUAUCAGUGACGAUGUCGCCGGUGCAACCUUUAUGGCAGCUGGUGGCAGCGCCCCGGAGUUCUUCACCUCUGUCAUCGGUGUUUUCAUAUCCGAAUCACAAGCCUAG